AUGCGCGAGUUUAAAGUUGUGGUGCUUGGAUCGGGUGGUGUGGGAAAAUCGGCCUUAACUGUACAGUUCGUCUCAGGAUGUUUCAUCGAAAAAUAUGACCCCACAAUUGAAGAUUUUUAUCGGAAGGAAAUCGAAGUUGAUAACUCACCUUGCGUUCUGGAGAUAUUGGACACAGCUGGCACUGAACAAUUCGCCUCCAUGCGCGAUCUUUACAUCAAAAAUGGUCACGGCUUCAUUGUCAUGUAUUCGCUCACAAAUCAUCAGACAUUUCAAGAUAUCACGACGAUGCGUAAUGUCAUUAGUCGAGUGAAGGGCAGUCAGCCAGUUCCAAUUCUUCUAGUCGCCAACAAACUCGAUUUAGAAUGCCAAAGAGAAGUUUCCACUGAAGAAGGUCAUGCACUAGCCGAGAUGUGGGGUUGUCCAUUCAUUGAAGCAUCUGCCAAGAGUCGUAUUAAUGUGAAUGAAGUGUUUUCUAUAAUUGUCCGCGAAAUGAAUAUGACAAUGGAAAAGAGACAGAAGAAAUCAUUUUGCUGUUGUUUAUAGGAUUAAAUA
Clunio marinus is the source of this 552-nucleotide messenger RNA. The record is from the annotation of a GenBank genome assembly. NCBI's taxonomy places the organism in Eukaryota, Metazoa, Arthropoda, Insecta, Diptera, Chironomidae.